Molecule: messenger RNA, 628 nt
Organism: Rubroshorea leprosula
Lineage: Eukaryota; Viridiplantae; Streptophyta; Magnoliopsida; Malvales; Dipterocarpaceae
Source: the annotation of a GenBank genome assembly
ACAGGAAGCUGAGUUCAAUAAGCAGCAGGCACGUCACCAAAACGCACAAGCAAAGCAUACUGGUGGUCAAGUCGGCUACACCACUGGUGGGGAUACUAGAACCGGCUAUAAUACCGACACCACCGGCGGCUACAAUACUGCGUAUGAUAAUACGGGCUGUGCAGGGGACAACAGGGGUGGCCAUGUUUAUGGCACUACUGGAACUGAUACUGCUACUCACCUAACUGGAGGGGGUUAUGUUGUGACAGAGAACACAGCUGCAGGCUACGGAACAGGGGCACCAGCCGGAGCGGGGGCCUUGGGUACUACGGCAGAUGAUGGUGUUAUGAUGGGCCGUGGAGGCAACACUGCACAUGACAUCCGUUCUGGUGGUGCUGAUGCUGCACGUUGCUAUGGCACCGGUACCGGCGGCAACCAUCGUUGAAACGGGCUUGUUUAGGAUUUAAUAUGAGUUUGCUUGCAUGUAUGUUUUGUUUUAUGGUGUCAAGUAUGGUUGACAAUGUUAAUUACUAGUAGCUAGUAGAGUUGUUCGUUUAUUGUUCGUAGUAUUAUGUAUGUUCCCGCAUUGUUGCGGUGCUGUGAAACGUUUUCUUGUCACUUCACUGAAGAAUAAAAAGUGGGAGUAAUU